Molecule: messenger RNA, 1200 nt
Organism: Talaromyces proteolyticus
Lineage: Eukaryota; Fungi; Ascomycota; Eurotiomycetes; Eurotiales; Trichocomaceae
Exons: 3
Coding region: 346-1053 (235 amino acids)
Biological process (GO): mycotoxin biosynthetic process
Source: RefSeq, a predicted model, not a curated record
UCGAUCAACGUAUGUCUCGAAUCUGCCCCGAACCAAUAAACCCAUGAUUCUUCCAAAGAGUCACAACGUCAGACACUGCCACAAAAUCUUACUAGCGGUUACAAUUUAUGCCAAGACUAGUCGUGGCGCUUACCACUUACUGGGGGGUAACAUGCUAGUUAUAUCAGGCAGGUCUGUCUGUCGGUUGCAUUAACUUGUGGAGGCUGAGUCUAUAUUUCACGCCCAUGAUGUUCUAGAGUGCGACUCCAGAGCUCUGUCGUGUCGGCCCACAUCGGCACCCGUGAAUCUGUCUUCGCGGUUCUACUUCUAAUGGCAUGCGGGGUGUUCUCUCGGAAAUAGUAGAAGAUGGAUUCUACCGAAGGUCGAUAUCGCGACAACUUUGACGUGAUAUCUGAACCUAGGAGUGAAAAACAGCCCUCAUCCACGACUUCAACGUCGAUUUCGUUCCUUUCCAUACCAAUCUCAUUGGUACUUGUCUCCCUGGCAUUACUUGUUUGCAACGUUACUCUAUACACCCAAAAUCAGCGGCUGAGGCUAGCCGCGAAAGAUGAUGGGUUUACUGGCAUAUAUGCCCAUGGGAAGACAUGGGACCAAUAUCACACCUACACUAAAUAUGGCGACGUAAAUCAGUCUGUGUCCGAUGCUGAAUGGGCAUCUUUUACGACAAAUGGCUUCGUUGCUAUCCCGCACGAUGAGGCAGCAGAUUUCGGACUUCCUGCUGCCGAAGACUUUCCCGAUGACGCGAGUAAAGGAGUGUAUGUCCUUACAGGGUUUCACGACAUUCACUGCGUGAUCUACCUACGAGACGCGAUCAAGGACUUGAUGGCGAACAAACCGGUAGACGACAAACUCAUCCACAUCAACCACUGCUACGACUCUCUCCGCCAGUCCAUCCAGUGCCGCGCCGACGACACCCCAUUGUAUAUCCCAUACCGGUCGAAGCUAACGGGAGAUGGGCAAUUUAGGCGCUGUCGAGACUGGAAUGCGUUGACAUCGUGGGCGCAGAAGAACACCGCUUGUUGGCCUACUGGUCAUUGUGCUGACCUUGAAUAAACUCUGUAUGAAUGCAUGAAAAUGCCAUUCAAUAUUGAUAGCCCUUGGUCCUCAACAAUGCGCCGAUAAUUAAAAUAUAUUUGGAUAUCUAUCCUUCAUAAUUCUAAUUAAUUUUAUGAUUUUUGAUAUUUAAAAUCUUAAAUAUUG